CUUUAGUCCAGAGUAAAACGAUGGGGAAACGCUCUGUAAGUCCCCCCCUCCUCUGGCUCCUCCUCCUCUCCUCCCUCUCCCCCCCUCUCCUCUCCUCUCCUUCAGUAAACCUCCGUCGUUUUACCGGGUGUGCAGUGAGGGAGUUCACGUUUCUUGCUAAAAAGCCUGGCUGUGGAGGCCUGCACAUCACCACAGACGCCUGCUGGGGGCGCUGUGAGACCUGGGAGAAGCCGAUCGUGGAUCCUCCGUUCAUUGACUCGUUUCAGAGAGUUUGUACGUACAACGCCUCUCGCCUGGUCACCGUCCGACUGCCCGACUGUGCCGCCAACGUGGACCCGAGCUACAGCUACCCCUCCGCUCUGAGCUGUGAGUGUGGGGUGUGCCAGACCAGGACCACCGAGUGUAUAACUUCUGCGUAACUCACCUGUCAAUCACACACAAGACCCGCCCAC
Periophthalmus magnuspinnatus is the source of this 452-nucleotide messenger RNA. It is a transcript of the gene gphb5, whose product is annotated as glycoprotein hormone subunit beta 5. The record is from RefSeq and is a predicted model, not a curated record. Gene Ontology annotation, molecular function: hormone activity. The transcript is spliced from 3 exons. Gene Ontology annotation, cellular component: cytoplasm; extracellular region. The coding region runs from base 21 to 419 and encodes 132 amino acids. Gene Ontology annotation, biological process: G protein-coupled receptor signaling pathway; regulation of thyroid hormone receptor signaling pathway. NCBI's taxonomy places the organism in Eukaryota, Metazoa, Chordata, Actinopteri, Gobiiformes, Gobiidae.